Hemibagrus wyckioides is the source of this 1853-nucleotide messenger RNA. RefSeq names its product myozenin 1a (gene myoz1a). The transcript is spliced from 6 exons. Gene Ontology annotation, cellular component: Z disc; actin cytoskeleton. The record is from RefSeq and is a predicted model, not a curated record. Bases 170 to 1117 code for a protein of 315 amino acids. NCBI's taxonomy places the organism in Eukaryota, Metazoa, Chordata, Actinopteri, Siluriformes, Bagridae. Gene Ontology annotation, molecular function: telethonin binding; actin binding; FATZ binding.
ACUUGCUAUCCAAGUCCUGACUGGUUUUUGCACUCCCCAGGAUCUUCGUCCAGUCACAGGUCAGCAACACCCUGGGAUUUACAAACUUUUGAUUGAGUCAGAAUCAGAAGUUUUGCCUCUUCCUCUUGAGACCACUUCUGUACAGGAGUUUAAGACCCGGUUUGGAGUCAUGCCUCUCGCUGGAACACCUGCCCCUCCCAACAAGAGGAAAAAAACUACUAAAAUCAUCACUGACCUGUCACAUAUCACUCAGAAUGAGUAUGAGUCAGAGCCUGAGGCCUCUGAGUUUGACUUGGGGCCGAAGAUCAGUAUACCAAAAGAUGUAAUGCUGGAAGAACUGUCCCUGCUCAAAAACAAAGGCUCCAAGAUGUUUAAAAUGAGGCAGCUGCGUGUGGAGAAGUUCAUCUAUGAGAACAACCCUGACGUCUUCAACGCUGACUCUAUGGAUAACUUCCAGAAGUUUGUCCCUGGCAUUGGCGGCCAAAUGGUGGAUGUUGGUGGACAUCUGGUGGGUGCACGUCUUGUUGGUGGACAGAUAGUUGGUGGACAGAUAAUUGGAGGUGGACAUGCACCUGUGCCUCCUCCCAAACCAGGAAGCCGGGGUAUAGGGGCAGGAAGUGGAGUUGGUGUAGGAGGAACAGCUGGCGGAGUGGGUGCAGGGGCAGGCGGGAGUGCUGGCUCAUCAGCUGAUGUCUCACAGAGUGCAGAAAGCACUAAGGCUGCUUUAGCUAAAGAGAAGAAAAGAAAGGAAUAUGUGAAGACAUAUGUAUCACCCUGGGAAAAGGCCAUGAAGGGCAAUGCAGAGCUUAUAUCUACUAUGAAACCAUACAUGCCAGGACCCUGUGAUCAGAAAGACCUGACUAAAUACAAGUGUUUUAACAGGUCAGCCAUGCCUUAUGGUGGCUUCGAGAAAGCUUCUCAGCUGAUGACCUUCCAGCUGCCAGAUAUCGAGGCAACAGUAGAGGAGCCGGAGCCCGCCGUGGUGUACCAUCAUGACAUACACUCAAGACCCUCUUUUAACCGCACUCCCAUCGGCUGGGUGGGCAGCGGAGACACAAGCAACAUCCACCUCCAGGUUGAUACCAUGCCAUUCGAUGGGGAGACCGACGAGCUGUGAGGAAUGAACAUCCUAGACCUUCAAAAAGUGCACUCUAUCUUCACUUCCCCAUGCCUGCUUUGCAUUUCCUCUAACCCACCUGUUCUCUGUUUCUCUCUCUCUCUCUCACACACACACACACACACACACACACAGUGAUUCCAUAUAUGUAAUUUGUGCUUCAAUUUCAGUGGAUCACUGUGUGUGAAAUCAGUCCUGAUCCAUGUGUCCUGAUCCAUUCACUGUUCAAAUUUAAAUACAUGGUUGUGAGACUGAAAAUCUGUCAGUAAAGAAAAUAUAUGAACAGCUUACAAAAUAAAGAAGGCUAAAAUCAUCAAUCCUACAAUCCCAGAGUCUUAAAGUACCCAUUUGACCUAUAUCUCAUGUCCAUCUGUGGCUUUUACAUACAAAGUUCUGCUAUGCACAUGUGCCCCAAUGAGAUCUGUAUGUGGAUAAGUGAGUUGGGAAAUGAUCACUUGAGAACUCUAGUACAGUCCAUCUACUACUGAAAUGUUAGUUAAGUUAGCAUAUAACCUUCACUGGAACUUGGAAAGUAUUUACUUAAAAUGUACUUUAAAAGCUGUUUGAUUAAAUGAAAGACAUAUUGGCUUGAUGAUGAUGAUGAUGAUGAUGAUGAUGAUGAUGAUGUGAGUAUGCAACAUGUUUACCUACUGUUGUUUGGCAUGUUAAAUGAUGAUAUUGUAAUGAAUAAUAAGAGUUUAACAUGACCCCAACUUAAUAAAUAUUUGAUAGCCGA